AUGUGUAUCAGAUUUGAAGAAGGGCUUAAUGAUGAGAUUAUAAUGAUGAUAGGGGGCACUGAGAUACGGGAAUUUAUUGUUUUAUCAGAUCCUUUACCAGUGAAGAAAUCUAAAGAGAAAUUUAGUCAAGCCACUUCAGCACUGGAAAGAUCAGGAAAGAGUAGACCAAGACAAUCUGAUUAUAAGGUAUCUGACAGACCUGCUGUUAGUGUGGAAGAAGUGAAACAGAAAGAGAAACAGAAAACUCCUCCUCAAAAAGGAAGACGCUCUGGUCAGAGCAAUGCUACAGGGGCUACUCGUUCAGGUAUGAAAGAUACUGCUAGUCGAUCAGAAGUUAGGGCUCCUGCUCAUACUUAUGCCAUUCGAGCAAGAGAAGAAGCAACAGCUCCGGAUGUAAUUGCUGACCCUGGGUCUACUCAUUCAUGUAUUUUUACUAUGUUAACAUCUAAAAAGAAUCUAUGUGUUAAGCCUACUGAUUAUGAUGUACAAGUUGCAAAUCCAUUAGGACAAAGUGUGGUAGUUAAUUUAAUAUGCCAUAACUGUUCACUGAAAGUUAAGGGCUGUGAUUUCCCCACUGAUUUGAUGUUGCUACCCUUUCGGGAAUUUGACAUUAUCUUGGGAAUAGACUGGUUAAUGAAACAUGAUGCGAAAUUGUUGCGUAAAGGAAAUGAGGCUUAUUCAGCCUAUGUUCUUGAUGCUCGAAGUUCUGAAUCAAAGUUAGAGCAAUUAUUUGUUGUGAAUGAAUUCAUGGAUCUAUUUCCUGAAGAAUUACCAGGCUUACCACCCGAUAGAGAGGUUGAGUUUGUGAUAGAUAUGCUUCCAGGAAUAGCUCCCAUAUCAAUGACACCGUAUAGAAUGGCUCCAGCUGAAUUAAAAGAGUUGAAAACGUAG
Molecule: messenger RNA, 891 nt
Organism: Gossypium arboreum
Lineage: Eukaryota; Viridiplantae; Streptophyta; Magnoliopsida; Malvales; Malvaceae
Exons: 5
Coding region: 1-891 (296 amino acids)
Source: RefSeq, a predicted model, not a curated record